AUGCAAAAAAUUCAAAACUUUAUCGAAAACAACAAAGCAGCUGUUGCCAUAGCUGCAGUAGCUGCUGCUAUUGGUAUUGUUGGAAUAAAAGUACUAAAUUAGGAAAAUAGAGGGAGUGCUAAGAUUUUGGAUGCAAGUAUAUAAAAAGUUCCUUUAAUUGAAAGAUUGGGAGGAGAGUAAGCAGUUUAACCCAUGAUAUCAUUAUUGUUUGAACGUAUCUCAAAUAAUAAGGAUUUAAAGUCCCUUUUCUAGAAUGUUGAAAAGAGUAAAGCUUCAUAGCAUUUUAGUGCUGUGGUUCUACAUCUAUUUGGAGGAAAAUCAACAUAAUCAUAAUCAGAUCAUUGCAAACUUAAUAUAACAGAAGCUUAAUUUGAAAUAAUUCUAAAUCUUUUAGAUCAAGUUCUUAAAAUGUUAGGAGUUGACGACAGAGAAAUCAAUGAUGCAAGAGAAGCAUUUUUAACCAAGAAAUACUAAAUUGUUAUUCCAAAUAAAAAUGCUUGAUAAUUUUAAAAUCAAUAUAUAAUAAAAUAUAUUUAUAUCCAUUCAA
Paramecium tetraurelia is the source of this 547-nucleotide messenger RNA. RefSeq lists its product as uncharacterized. The transcript has 3 exons. Lineage: Eukaryota; Ciliophora; Oligohymenophorea; Peniculida; Parameciidae. Gene Ontology annotation, molecular function: heme binding; oxygen binding. The record is from RefSeq and is a predicted model, not a curated record.